GCCCUUCACACCGGCCGCUUAUUCCCGCUCAAGUAAGUAGCGCCCAGGCCCACGCUCCGGCUGCAGGUUGAGGGGCGGGGGAGAGGUACCUGUUUGGGCUCGGUGGCCACGGGCGGCGGCGGGGGCACCGCCUGCACGGGUCCGGCCGGCAUGACUGCGACGCUGAGGGCUGCCAGUCCGCCUCGGUGUCGGUGAGGAGUGCCGCCUCAAGACAGCCUCCCCGCUCGAACAGUACGACGAGCUCGCAAAAUGGCGGCAGCCGAGCGAGUUGUGGCCGCGAAGGUAAGACUGACGCACUUCCGGGACCGCCCCCUCGCCGUGGCGCGCUUCCUGCUCCACCCCGCGGGCACCGCGGCGUCCGACGCCGUUGUCAAGGCAGCGGCUGGAGCGCCGGGCUAGGGGUUUCCGGGGUUCCCGGGAGCCGCAGGCGCGCCGGGGGCAGUUCCCGGAGCCGACCGGAUACAGUGGCUGAAACCGCGACGCCGAAGACAGGGUCUGAAGAGCUACUCAGGGCCAACCCUGCACUGGAGACAGGAAGCCGGGCACGUGGAUGAGCCUCUGACCCAGAGCCCUGGAGCCCACAGGCUCAUCUGAGAACUAGACACUCAGUCACUCCAGCUCCACGGGCAGGCACCUGCACAGAGCAGCCACGUGACUCUGGCUGGCAGGGCUCUUCUGUGCUCACCCCAGGAGCUGUGAGGAUGGCGCACCUGCUGGGCAGCCAGGCCUGCAUGGACAGCCUGCGCACAGACCUCACCGACCUGCAGGGUGCCAUCGUAGACGUCUUCUCCCGCGCCGGGCCUGUGCGCUUCCCCUCCUGGAAGUUCCCUGACCGCAUGGCCUGUGACCUCGACAUGGUGGCCCUGCUGGAGCACUAUGACCAUGUUCCGGGUGACCCCGAGUUCACGCAGCUGUCCCAUGUUGUGCUGCUGGAGCUGGUCAUCGACAGGCUCCUGCUGCUGCUUCAAAGCUGCAUGAGCUACUUGGAGAACCUUGGCUCCGAGCAGAUGAUGCCCCCUGCACGGGCUACGGGGCCCUGCAUGUCCGUGGGGCUCACGGUGCGGCGCUUCUGGGAUAGCCUGCUGAAGCUAGGCACGCUCCACCAGCAGCCACUCCCCCAGAAAGGGGCAAACCAAAGAGAGACUCCCACCUCCAAGCCCACCAAGGGCGAGCCAGCCAGGAGCCCUGAAUGUCUGCCUGCCAAGUUCAUCAAGCCCUCCUCCCCAGUGCCAGGCUUGCCCCAGACCUGCCAAGAGCCAGAGAGCAUCCCUGUCAAAGCCUCCCUGCAGUUCCCAGCCACGACCUCCAGGAACACCAGGAGUGUCUACUCCCAGACCAUUGAGACGGCCCUGGUGCCCUGUGACGCAUGCGCCAGCGUCCAGGGAAGCCUGCAGAAGGUGGGCAAGGCGGUCAUCAGCCUGUGUCAGAGCCAGAACUUGCCUUCAUCCUUAGGCCAGUUCCAGCAACUGGUACAGGACAGCAUGGGGCUCAGGCCACUGCCGGCUGCUACAGUGGGCCGCUGGGCAGCAGAGCAAAGGAAAGACCUGAAGCGCCUCAGUAAGCACGUGGAGGCCCUCAGGGCCCAGCUGGAGGAGGCCGAGGGGCAGAAGGAUGGCCUGAGGAAGCAGGCGGGCAAGCUGGAGCAGGCGCUGAAACAGGAGCAGGGGGCGCAGCGGCGACAGGCAGAGGAGGAUGAGCAGUGCCUGUCCGAGUGGGAGCGUGACAAACAGCAGCUGCUCACAGAAACAAGUGACCUAAAGACAAAGAUGGCCACCCUGGAGAGAGAACUGAAACAACAGCAGGAGUCCACGCAGGCUAUGGAGACAAAGGCCCAGCAGCUGCAGGAGGAAGGCGAGCGCAGGGCGGCAGCAGAGAGGCAGGUGCAGCAGCUGGAGGAGCAGGUGCAGCUGUUGGUGGGUCGGCUGGAGGGCGCUGGCCAGCAGAUCUGCUGGGCCAGCACGGAGCUGGAUAAGGAGAAAGCCCGUGUUGACAGCAUGGUCCGCCACCAGGAGUCUCUGCAGGCCAAGCAGCGAGCCCUGCUAAAGCAGCUGGACAGCCUGGACCAGGAACGUGAGGAGCUGCGGGGCAGCCUGGAUGAGGCUGAGGCCCAGCGGGCCCACGUGGAGGAGCAGCUGCAGAGCGAGCGGGAGCAGGGGCAAUGCCAGCUCAGGGCCCAGCAGGAGCUGCUGCAGAGCCUGCAGAGGGAGAAGCAAGGCCUGGAGCAGGCGACUACGGACCUGCGGCUAACCAUCCUGGAGCUAGAGCGGGAGCUGGUGGAGCUGAGGGAGCGGGAGCGGCUGCUGGUGGCCUUCCCAGACCUGCACCAGCCCACCGAGACCCAGAUCCAGAUCCAUGGAGGCAGAUCCAGCAGCGUGGAAUCCCAGAUAACAUGUCCCACAGACUCUGGCAACGUCACAGAUCACAUGGAGAGGCAAGUGCAGGCCAACGACAUCCGCAUCCAGGUCCUACAGGAGGAGAACGGGCGGCUCCAAUCAAUGCUGUCCAAAAUCCGGGAAGUGGCCCAGCAGGGUGGCCUCAAGCUGAUCCCGCAGGACCGGCUCUGGUCCCCUUCUAGCAAGGGAACCCAGGGAGCAACACAGCCAGUCCAGGCCCAGAGCACAUCCCCAGGGCCCUUGGGCAGACAGCACCUUCCUGGCAGCAACACGGGCAGGACCCUGCUGGGCCAGCCCUGCGCAUCCCCACCUCGGCAGCAGCCCUGCGCAUCCCCACCUCGGCAGCAGCCCUGCGCAUCCCCACCUCGGCAGCCCUGCAACCAGCCCAGCAAGUCCUUGCUGGAGGGUGUGACCCACUUGGAUACCUGCACCCAGAACCCCAUCAAGGCCUUGGUCAGGCUGAGGAAGAGACUGUCACCUGGCCGGGGACAGGCCAGCUCUGCACACCAGCCCCAGGAGCGGCCCAUGUAGCCUGUGGCAGUGCUGAGGCUGGAUGGCAGGUGGCUGGUAGCCCACCCGCCGUAAUAAAGCCCUGGCCAUUGGCCCACAGCA
This is a messenger RNA of Mandrillus leucophaeus (drill), 3005 nucleotides long. RefSeq names its product coiled-coil domain containing 157 (gene CCDC157). The transcript is spliced from 12 exons. Bases 702 to 2924 code for a protein of 740 amino acids. Lineage: Eukaryota; Metazoa; Chordata; Mammalia; Primates; Cercopithecidae. The record is from RefSeq and is a predicted model, not a curated record.